UUACAACAACUAAAAACAAAUUACAUUAUUAAAUACAAACAACCUUAAAAACACAAUCUCCAAAUAUAGCACACAAAUUUGCCUGUCCCUCCGAAACAAACGCUAAAACUAGUGGAACAUAGAUUUCACCAUCACCUUUCUCUUCCAAAUUUCCCUCUCCAUCAUAUAAAUAAAACACAACAUAAGCUUCUCUUUCUCUUCUCCCUAAAGUUCCUUCUUCUUCUUCAGCCGCGGCGUAUUACCGCGGCCGUAACGUUUUCUUCAAACCUCAAAAACAAAAACAAAACAAAGAAAUAAAAAAAAUAAUAAAAAGGUUUUUGUUUGAAAGAAGACAAAGUAUGAAAUUUCUUAAGGGAGCAAAGACUUCCUCGUACAAAACAUUGUUCUUAAUAUUCUCAUUGUUGUUUGUGUUGUCUGGUUUUGAUAUCUGUCAUGGACAAGAUGACGAUGCAACACCGCCACCUCCCAUGCCUGAACUCGACAACUGCGAUGGGAUAUUUGUAACGUAUACUUUAACUGGAAGGGAGAAGGAAUAUCCGCACGUGAAAAACAUGUCGAAACAAGCGUGGGCGUUUAAAGCCGAAGCGUCAUUGAUGAAUGUCGGAGAUGAAGAGUUAAAAGAUUGGAAGAUGUAUAUUGGGUUUCAGCACAGGGAGAUUCUUGUUUCGGCGGAGGGAGCUGUUCCGGUUGACUCGGAUGAUUUUCCGGCCGAAGUAGGGAAUGGAACUACAAUUGCUGGAAAUCCUAUGACAGAUUUGAAAACUGCCAUUGAAACAGCUGGUGAUUAUAAUCAAAUGGCUGUUAGGGUUAAAAUGAGUGGAACUCAGUUUGGACUUGGUGCAGGUGCUACUCCUCUGCCUAAAACUAUUAAGCUUAUGAAUGAUGGCUUCAAAUGCCCUCAACCUAGUCGUAAAGGUUCAAGAAUGUUUGUAUGCUGCAAAAAGGACCCAAAAGUUAAAGCUAAACUAAAAAAGAAAACAAAGUUCCUUCCUCGUCGCUAUGGCGAUCUAACCAUCGAGUAUGAUGUUCUUCAAGCCUUUCAAACUAGCUACUACGCGCAAGUAACCAUGGACAACAAUCAUCCAUUAGGUCGUCUCGAUCAUUGGAACUUAACAUGGGAAUGGCAAAAGGGAGAAUUCAUUAACGCUCUAAAAGGCGCGUACGCUCGCAUAAAAGACCCUUCUGAAUGUUUAUACGGUCCAGCCGGAAGAUACUAUGGAGACUUAGAUUUCUCGACAGUAGCAAACUGUCAAAAAAAACCUAUUAUCUCCGAUCUUCCGUCUGAAAGAGCAGAAGAUGAAAAAGUUGGUAAAGUACCUUGGUGUUGUAGGAAUGGUACCGUUUUACCACCUAUUAUGGAUAAGAACAAAGCAAGAUCAACUUUUCAGUUACAAGUUUUCAAAAUGCCGCCUGAUGAUAACAGAACAGCACUUACACCACCAAUCAAAUGGCACAUUGAUGGUGUUAUUAACCCUAAAUACACAUGUGGACCACCAAUUAGGGUUGAUGCAACGGAAUUUCCUGAUCCUAGUGGACUUAAAGCAAUUUCAACAGCUGUUGCUAGUUGGCAGAUAGUUUGCAACAUUACGAAACCGAAGCCAAGAGAAAAUCGUUGUUGCGUCUCGUUCUCGGCUUUCUAUAACGAAUCUGCUAUCCCAUGUAACACAUGUGCUUGCGGUGGUUGUGAUGAUACGAGGAAAUGUAAUCCUAAUGCUUCACCUUUACUUCUUCCACCCGACGCGCUUCUCGUCCCUUUUGAGAAUCGGACGUUAAAGGCGCGCGCUUGGGCGAAACUCAAGCACAUGCGCGUUCCAAGUAAGUUACCUUGUGGAGAUCAUUGUCCUGUUAGUAUUAACUGGCAUGUAAGUUCAGAUCAUAAGGAGGGAUGGACAGCUAGGAUAACGCUUUUCAAUUGGGAGAAUUACGGCUUUGACGAUUGGUUCGCUGCAGUUAAGUUCGAUAGGUCUUUCGAAGGUUUUCAAGAUAUUUAUUCAUUUAACGGGACGAGAAUUCCCGGUCUAAAAACCAUUUUCUUUCAAGGGCUUAAAGGUUUGAAUUACUUAGCAGGAGAAACUAACGGAACUCGUGCUAAGGAUCCAAGGGUGCCAGGUAAACAACAAUCUGUGAUUUCUUUUCAUAAGAAAUACAGUAAAGAAUUCAACGUCGUGCGCGACGCUUUUCCUACUAAGGUGUUCUUCAAUGGAAUGGAAUGUUCACUUCCACCACAUAGACCUGCUAAAGGUUCAGGACAUAAAUCUUCUAUCAGCAUCAUUGCAGUAAUUUUCACAGCAUUUAUGACAUUCUUGCUCACAACAGAUCGCAUUUUCUGAGCUUUUGUCAUUAUCGGUUGGCAACUUUGGUAAAACUGCAUUUCGUGUCUCAUCAUCAAGAUGGUGUGUGUGCCUAUGACAGAUCACAUAAUGAGUGAUGCAUCUUUCAGUGUAAAAGUACAUAACAGUAUAUAUGAUCUGAUACAAGAUUGAGUGGAACUUUAAUAAGUUUAGUACAUAUCUAGUUCAUAUUACAAAUUAGAUGGCCUUUUUGUGUAUUGAUUAUUAGUUUAAGUUGAUAGCAUAAUUUUCUCUUUUUUAACAGUCAUCAAUAUCUUCUCUGAUUUUCUCAUGCGAUUUGAAAUCGAAAUUUUGGACGUGA
Lathyrus oleraceus (garden pea) is the source of this 2652-nucleotide messenger RNA. Its product is annotated as COBRA-like protein 10. Lineage: Eukaryota; Viridiplantae; Streptophyta; Magnoliopsida; Fabales; Fabaceae. Gene Ontology annotation, biological process: cellulose microfibril organization. Gene Ontology annotation, cellular component: membrane. The record is from RefSeq and is a predicted model, not a curated record. The transcript is spliced from 2 exons. Bases 339 to 2330 code for a protein of 663 amino acids.